AUGUCAUAUAUAAGCUUUAAGGUAAUAGCAGAGACGAGAUAUUUGCAAAAUGUCAGAAUCUGUGGCAACCAUGUCUUACUUGGAGAUUGGGAUCCAAAUCGUUCAAUGAUGUUGAGUACAACCAACAGUACCUAUCCGGAAUGGACUCACGAAAGCAAAAUUCAAAUUGAUCCAACUGUCAGACUGGAAUUCAAGUGCUUAAUACAAGAUGGCGACAACUUCAUUUGGGAAGAGGUUCCAAAUCGGCUACACAAAUGUGAUUUCAGACGCAAUUUUUUGAUUAUCACUUUCAAUAAGGAAGAAAUGAAUGUCAGAACCUUUUAGAAAUACGAAAUCUCUCAUGAAUUCGUAUAGGAAGACUUGAUGAAUGUGUAAAGACUCAGUAGGUCCAGGGAUUACGACCCAUUUAAUAAUGAUUUAGAUUCAUCUGACAACGAGAGCCUGCCAGAAUUGGUCAAGAAAAUUACAGGAAUCACGUAGAUCUCCAUCCGUUAAUUGGAAAGUGAUUGGAGAGACAUUAUCAGAACUCAUUUUGAAGGCAAGCAAAAGUAAAAGUCCAUAUCGAAAUUCCGCAAGAUUUCAGAGCAGUACGGUUCUCCAGAUAUCGUAUUUGAUUACAAAAGAAAGAGGUCCCAAUCUUCCUCUCAAAUUUUCACUGACUCCUUUGUCAUAUGCUUGACCUUGAAGAUACCAAUUUAAAUAACCACUAUCGAUUAAUAAAUUUAAGUAAGAACCAAAAAAGACAUUCUUAAUAAAUAUAAAUUCACUUCCACCUAGGAUCCCUAUUAUAACAACAUGUACGAUCUAUUUAGCAAUCGAUUGAGUCUCAAAGCCAUAUGGAUUGGAUGGUUGGGAAUUACAAUCCCUGAUGAAAUAGAAUUCAAUCUUAUCUAACAAUACAUGUAUGCAUUCCCUAUCAAAUUUAGUUAUGAUCAAUAUAAGUGUUAUGGCAUUCAAUUGGAUGAAUCCAAAUUAUCCUGUUUCUCCCAAUUUAUAGAGCCAGUCUUUAGUAAUUUAACUCCGCAUUUGAAAUUCGAAUCAGAAGAUGAUUAUAUGACCAUCAAUCAAAUAUUUGCCAGAUUUGUACAGGAUGCCAUGUUCUGCACACUUUUUAAUAAUCAAUUCACUCACUUGCAUUCGAUCUUCAUAUUUGAUUACCAACUCUUUAUGAUUCCUAUUUUUCUUAAGGAAGGGCUGAUAAAGAAGAAUGAGUACAGACCUCGUAUUUGCACUGUCAUGAGAAGAUCCUUUCCGAAUCCUAAACAAUUUAGAACAUUCACUUUCAGUUAGAUCAUGCUCUCAUCAUUAUUAAUGAGUGAUUUGAUUUCACUAGUUGAAUUGAAGGAUUUACACAACUUUAUAUAGUGCAUUCCAUUCCAAUACCAAAAAUUAACAUAAGUAGCAGGAAUGACUGCAUUUACAAUUGAGGUGUUGGGCAGAAAGAUAAUACUUGAUUAUGGAAAUGUAGGUUUAGAUGAAAAACAAUUAAAUAAUUUGAUUUCUACAGAAGAUUGCAUAAAUGAAGAUUCAAUCACACUCCUAGGUGUUGAUAGUAUUUCUGUCUAGAGUGGACUGAAUCUCAAAUUUUAAAUUGUAGAAUAACUGCAUUCAUCUGGACUCCAUCAAAUCUAAUUGAUCCAAAUAUUAUACAAAAAUAAUGAAGACGAUUUUGAAAAUAAUACCUCGCUUCUCCUACUUCAUGAAGAGUUAACCAACUUAGCUUAAUCCAUUAAUAAUAAAUACUAGAAACCAUUAAUUCUAUUAAUAUAAGAUGCUUCUCAAUAAGACCGAAUCAGAUUAUAUAAUAAGGCUGAUGUUUUAAUCAAAACUUCAUUGAGAGAUGUCAUUUCAUCAACUCACUUGGAGUAUAUAUAUGUCAGACAGUCACAAAAGCAACGAGCAAAGAUCAUCUUAAGCCAAUGGUGCAAAUCUAAGGUAGAGCAUUAAAAAAUCAAUCCCUUCAAUAUCAAAAUGUCAGCUUAAAUCAUUUCUGAUUAUAUUAAAAAUGAUCUGCCUUCAAUUAUUAAUGUACCUAGCAGUAAUGAUUGGCUUCACAGAUUAAAUGAUCAUCUAAGCUAUUGUGAGGAUUAUUGGCUUGAUAAACAGUUGUAUGAUUCAGCCAAGGAACUUACAGUAGGAUUGAAGGACAGAUAGUUUUGCUCUAUUGAAACCACCAAGAUAAUCUCCAGAUUCAAUAACAAUCAAUAACACGAUAAUCAAAGAGUAAUCAUCUUGGCUUAUACUGAAAGUUUCAAAUAAAAAAUACAUAAAAUUGAUCAAUUAGUUUAAGCACUCGAACAAUUGGCCUAAGAUGAAAAUAAUACCUUGAUUUUGAUAUCAGAUCAAGAAUGCGAACUUCUAGAACUAACCUUUGGUUCCAUCAACAAUCUGUAUAUGAUUGCCCAAGAUGGCUUAUUUAUUAAGUAAAACAACUAAACUACGUUUUAAUAAAUUAUUGACAAGGAUGAAAUGGUUGAAGCUAAACUGCAAUAAUUAUCUUAUCAAGAGCAUUUCAUUCUCUCUUAGAAAAAUCUUAUCUAUACUAUGUCAUUUUAAGAGAAGAUCCAGGACUCCAAUGCUGCUGCCAACAUCCUUAUUUCAAAUCUGAUAAAAGAGUUAAGACUAGAGUUAGAUGACUUUAUAAUCACCUAAGAUAAUUACUCCAUCAAAAUCAAACAUCAAUAUCAACAGAUCGAGGAAUUGUUGAAGAUCAUCAUUGUGAAUGAGGUAGAUAAGAAAGGAUUGGUUUCUUUUGCAAGCCUUAUCUCUUUCGAUCGAUAAUGGCUAGAAAAAAUUAUCUAGAUUUUUCAAUUUGCUAAUAUGCCUUUAAAUAAAGUAAGCAUGUCAUUUUUAUGA
Messenger RNA from Paramecium tetraurelia, 2856 nucleotides. RefSeq lists its product as uncharacterized. Gene Ontology annotation, biological process: trehalose biosynthetic process. Gene Ontology annotation, cellular component: cytosol. Lineage: Eukaryota; Ciliophora; Oligohymenophorea; Peniculida; Parameciidae. Gene Ontology annotation, molecular function: starch binding; catalytic activity. The record is from RefSeq and is a predicted model, not a curated record. The transcript has 6 exons.